AUGUUUGUUAUCGAGACUGCACCCGGCGUUCGCAUCCUUCAGCUCCUUCCCACGCUGCACUCACACAGCCUGGUCAUUUGUCGUCAGGUAUCGGACAUUGGCACACACAAGCGUGCACUCCAAGCCACCAUGGCGCCUCUCAAGAUAGCCAUCUCUGGUGGCGGCAUCGCCAGUCUGUGUCUCGCGCACUCGCUCACGACCAGUCAUCCACAAUGGGAAGUCAAGAUAUUUGAGGCAGCGCCCGAACUCCGUGAGGAAGGUGCAGCUAUUGGGCUUGGCAUGAACGCGCAAGAAGCACUCAAGCUCAUGUCGCCAAGCCUACGGGAAGCUCUUGACGAGGCCGGCGGAACGCGAAUGGAUCCCUCAGUCCGCAUCAUGAUUGGAACCGGCCCGGACUCUGGUCGUCAUGUUGGCGACAUUCGUCCCAAGGUGGCGCAGAUUGUUGUUCACCGAACCUCGUUCUGGCGACAACUGCGGAAGCGAAUUCCAGACGGCGUGCUUGAGUUUGGCAAGAAGCUCGCCUCUGUGGAAGCACUUCAUGGUAGUGACGACCGCGUUCGGCUACGGUUCGAGGAUGGCACAACCUACGAGGCUGAUGCUCUGGUAGGGUGUGAUGGCAUCAACAGCAUCGUCCGUCAGGCUGUCCUCGGCGAAGAUCAUCCUGCUGCAAAGCCAGUGUUCACAAAUGGCUACAAUCAUCGUGUCGUUAUCCCGCUUGAGGCCGCCAAGAAGGCCUUUGGCGAGGACUACUGCAGCUUGCGGACUCAGUACGGCUGGGUAGGAGCUGGCGGAUUUCUUCUUACUGACCAUGUCGAGAAAGGUGAGGCUAUGCAGGUGAUUGCAGGUAGAUCAGACGCCGGACCAUGGCCGCACCGAAGUCCCUUUGUGGAGUGGGAUAAGGACAGGCUGAAGAGCGAUCUCGCUGACUGGGGCGACAUUGGCAAAGCUAUGAAAAAGGUCUUUACUGAGCAGCCUAAGCUGUUUGCUGCGGGUGGGAGGAUCCACUUGGAAACCCCGACAUAUUGCAAAGGCAACAUGUGCAUCGCCGGAGAUGCAGCACAAUCGUUUCCUCCUUUCCAGGGAGCUGGUGCAGGCCAAGCCAUCGAGGAUGCCCUCAUGCUCUCGACCGUCCUGGGCUCAUGUUCGAGGAAGGAAGAUAUCUCCCGUACGUUCGGUGUAUACGACACCUUACGCCGCCCUCGAAGAUCAGGCAUCGCUGAGUCCAGUAUAUGGGCUGCGAAGCUGUUCACUGGUCGACUUCCGGAUGUUGGCAUGGACGUGGGCCGUAUGGCAGAGAAGCUACCGACGUGGGGUUCCAACAUCUACGACUACGACCUCGCUGCUGCACAGCAAGAUGCUUUGGCGCGCAUGAAAUCGGACUCCUAG
Messenger RNA from Fulvia fulva, 1386 nucleotides. Its product is annotated as 6-methylsalicylic acid decarboxylase atA. The record is from RefSeq and is a predicted model, not a curated record. The coding region runs from base 1 to 1386 and encodes 461 amino acids. Lineage: Eukaryota; Fungi; Ascomycota; Dothideomycetes; Mycosphaerellales; Mycosphaerellaceae. Gene Ontology annotation, molecular function: FAD binding. Gene Ontology annotation, biological process: secondary metabolite biosynthetic process. The transcript is spliced from 3 exons.